GUCAUUGUCAAAUUAACUGUCAAGCAAGUUACGAGAAUUACGAGGAAAUCCGAUGAACAAGUAGACAACAAUAUUUUUGUGUGACUUUUUCCUCAUUAACUUUUAUUUUGAACUUUGAAGUGUCCGAUGAAAUUCUAUCUGUUUGAGUGCUUUCAAUUGUUUUAAAUACGAAAUUAGACCAAAAUAGUGUACAAAUAUGGAAACCCAAAGCAUGUAUCCUGAUCCUGACACGAUCACUAUUGACACACUGGUUUUAGAAGACAUGGUAAAGCAGGAAUGGACCAAAGAGAUAACUGAAUUGAAUUCUUUGAGUAAAAAAUCUUGUAAUCUUCAUGCUGAUUUGUUAUAUUAUCGUCACGCAACUUCUGCAAUGGGUUCUUCGUGUUAUGAGCUGUGGAAGAGGAUACUAACUCAAGUUGGUGGUAGUCCCAAUACGUGGCGGGAACUUGGCCUUCUUUUAGGGAUUGACAGUAAUAAAUUAAAUUAUAUAAUGUACUCAGUCCAAGAGGAUCAUGUUGACAUGGUGCUUAAAGUAUUUAGACAAAACGAAAAUGCAACAAUUGACAAAAUAAUCGAUGCUUUCAUUAAGAUGAAGCGGUAUGAUAUUUUGAAAUCUUUGGAAGAUCCUCUUUGCAAAAUAGCUCAAUUCUUCAAUAAGGAUGACAGUGGUUAUCAAAGUAAAAGUUCUGGGCAAAGAGAGGUAGUUAGGCCAAAAAAUAUUCCCAACAAUUUGCCAGCAGCUCUUAGCAAUAAGGUGGUUUCUCAAGAUAAGGAACCAAAGAAACCAAAACAACCAUCUUUGAAGAUACCUUCUACACCGAAUGAGCCUGUAGUUAAUGAUAGCCCAAUAUUCUUCUUGACUUAUACACAAGAUGGUUUUCCAACUGCUGUGAAUAUUCAAGAAUAUGUUGAAAACUGGACUGAAAUACCAAAUGUUCAAGUCAUCACUUUGAACAAUAAAAGGGAAGAGUUGUAUCAAAAUCCAGAGAAAUUUAUUAGGGAAUAUUUUGAAAAAGCAGAUAUCAUCAUUCCCAUCAUUACACCUGGCUACUUGGAUGAAAUCAAGUCCCACAAUCCAACUGUUCCUAACACAUCUGAUAACUUGGACCAUAAAUAUGUAAAUUUUAUUUAUAACCUUAUUGUAAACAACUACAUUCAUGCCUCGGGUUGCCUCAACAAGAAAGUGAGGAGUGUGUUGCCACAAAAUGCCAAUGUUGAUCUAUUUAGACGAAUCACAAUGUAUCCGGACUUGAUGCCAUGGACAUAUGAGGUUAAUUUUGAUACACAAUUUCAGGCUUUCUUAAAAUAUCAACAACAGUGAGUGUUGCUAGUUGUGCCUUAUUUUUUAUACUUGAUAUUUGUACUGUACAUACAUAAUCAUAAAUAUACGUAAAUUAUUGGGGCUUUAGUAUAAUAUUUUAGUAGUAAUUGUACCUGAAAAUGUAUAAAUGAAAUCAAAUAAAGAUUUACAUUUUUUACAAAUUAAAGUUUAAUAA
Molecule: messenger RNA, 1496 nt
Organism: Spodoptera frugiperda (fall armyworm)
Lineage: Eukaryota; Metazoa; Arthropoda; Insecta; Lepidoptera; Noctuidae
Exons: 4
Coding region: 197-1321 (374 amino acids)
Biological process (GO): signal transduction
Molecular function (GO): protein binding
Source: RefSeq, a predicted model, not a curated record